Suillus clintonianus is the source of this 905-nucleotide messenger RNA. RefSeq lists its product as uncharacterized. Gene Ontology annotation, cellular component: membrane. The record is from RefSeq and is a predicted model, not a curated record. The transcript is spliced from 4 exons. Lineage: Eukaryota; Fungi; Basidiomycota; Agaricomycetes; Boletales; Suillaceae. The coding region runs from base 394 to 615 and encodes 73 amino acids.
GAAAUUACCUUUGCUCUCGACUUCCACAACGACAUCCGCGUUUUGGCAGUGUCCGGCACUCUCACUAUCGCCCGUGCUUAUCAGCGUGCAUACCACACUCACCCGAAUUACACUCUCGAUGUCACUGGCGGAACCUUGAAUUGCUCUCGGCGACAUCAUUUUCGACCCCUAUCUCGUCAAAGAUCAUGAGCCCAGACCUGGUUAGGAUCCCGCACGUACUCUGCGUUUCUUGGAAGCGGCAUGAGUAAGUCCCAUGCACUGGAUUAUCGGAGUAAACCUUGAACCAUCUGCCUGCGAGGCCCUCUACUCGGGAGAUGGAUUUUUUUUCUAGAACGACGAUUUCCUCUUCGAGCGGAGAAGUCAACCUCGCGUCAGCUUCAGAGCUUUUUCAAAAUGUGUGGCUGUCGACCAGCUAAUAAUGUUUGGCCUUCAGCACAAAUGAUUUAUUUCCGAUAUAUGCCGCUGCCGUGUAGAAUACCUUUCCAGUCCGCCUGUGGUGUCUUCUGGACGUUGUACUUGUCCAUAUUUAAUGCUAAGGAGGACGAAAGGCAAGAUACAGAGGCAGCACCCAUCUUGUUCAUCGCCAGUAUCCCUGCACCUUGGACCGCAAGGUAGUCACCUUUAUAUUGGUUCUUCAUUCAAGCUUACUGUAUUCUGUUGGCAUCUGCAGAUGCGAUGGGUCCCGUUGGCUCUCAACACCGCAACUCUGACGUGUCUUGACAUUCUUGCUACCCUUCAUGCUGCAUUGCAGCGCCCACUCAGUUUCCCGUCUGCCCGAUUUCAUUGUCCAUUACUCGGACACGUUAUAUACGAGUCUGUUGUAUAUAUCUAUAUAGCUGUGCCUGUAUCUAGCUAGCACUGAGCAGUGCACGGCGCGAGUAUAAAUACCAUUGAUUUAUCCAGUA